Molecule: messenger RNA, 2771 nt
Organism: Juglans regia (Persian walnut)
Lineage: Eukaryota; Viridiplantae; Streptophyta; Magnoliopsida; Fagales; Juglandaceae
Product: protein JOKA2
Exons: 8
Coding region: 200-2563 (787 amino acids)
Molecular function (GO): protein binding; zinc ion binding
Source: RefSeq, a predicted model, not a curated record
AAAAGAAAAAGAAAUUUUUCUUAUCGCCCAAGUCACCGAAAACUUCUAUAAAACUGAGCUUACAGAAACGCAAAUCACUGUCUUGUAGCAAAAGCUUGGUGCCAUUUCAGCGCGCGAGCAAGCGAGAGAGAGAGAGAGAGAGUCAAUUGUGGUUGGCGAAAGAUUGAGAGGUAAUAGAUCCGGACGCUGUUUCUGAGCUAUGGAGGCUAAGGAGGAGACGCUAGUGAUCAAGGUUAAAUUUGGAGAUACUCUUAAGCGGAUCAGAGCUUUUAUUAAUGAAGAUGAAAAACUAGAUCUUGACAUGGCUGGGUUGAGGGGGAAGAUACUUAGUUUCUUCAAUUUCCCUGCUGAUGCUGACUUUACCCUGACUUAUGUUGAUGAAGAUGGUGAUGUUGUAACUCUUGCUGAUGACGAAGAUCUGCAUGAUGUGGUGAGGCAGCGCCUGAAAGUCUUGAGGAUCGUUGUACAACUGAGCAACGACAAAGGUGUCAACUCGUCUGCUCGAUCGAGUGGAAAUUCUACCCCAUUAAGAUCUCCUCGAGUCCUGCCUCCAUCUCGGACUAACAAAACAGAUUUUGCUGAGGUAUUAAAAUCUGUGCCACAACUACCACGCGAAGCACUUAAGCUACAUGAAGCACUUUCAAAGCUUUCGCUCGACAUUGUUUCUAAAGCUACCUCUUCUAAAGCUGCUGCUGGUCCUGUGCUUCUUGAGCUAGUUGACUUUAUAUCGAAGUUGGCACAAUCCCAACUGAAUCUGGAUUCACACUCUAAUGGUGGUGCAGGCUCAAGCACACAGAAUGUUGCUGGUGGUUCAAGUGCUUCAAAGGACGGAGACAUGGCUGAGAUGAUGCCAAAGUCCAUGCUUGUCGACUCAGCAGCCGAAAACAGUCAACGGGCGAACACUGGAAAUGUAAGCAGAGGUGUUGGGGCACCGGUGACCCCUCUCCUUAAGUCUGUUGAUUUGAAUCUACCUCCCACUGAUUCAAAUCCGUUAGUAACUGUAAAAGUUGGAUCCUUUGCAUCUGAUGUUCCUGUUGGAGAGGACAGGAAGAGUGCUAAGAAGAAUGCUAAAAAGGACAGCAAAGGUAAGUCAUCUGGUUGUGUUGCAAAUGCAAGUUUAUCUGUUCCUGCAAGGCCUACCCACCCUUUGAAUUUGCGACGGGUUCCUUUCAAUGAGUGUCCAUUUGCUGGGACGCCCAUAGGAAAUGAUUUAGCAGUGCCUUUUUUUGGAUACCAUCCUCACCACCCAUCUAAAAGGAGCCAUAGAAGUACUCCGCUCGUGGGAGGUAUUUUCCACAAGGGUGUACAAUGUGAUGGUUGUGGAGUUCAUCCCAUUACUGGACCACGAUACAAGUCUAAAGUAAAAUCCAACUAUGAUCUUUGCAGUAUUUGCUUCUCAGAAAUGGGCAACGAGACUGAUUACUGGAGAAUGGACCGCCCUAUGUCUUGUAGGAUUCCACGGUCCUUCAAUGACAUAUGUGAGCAAAUGAAUCCUCAGAUGGAUUCUCAGAUGAGUUCUCCCUGGGUUGCUACGCCAGAUAUAUUUAAUCUGUCUAACCAAAAGCUAGAUAGUCGCUUCAUUUUGGAUGUUAAUGUGAUGGAUGGUACUGUGAUGGCCCCAUCUACCCCAUUUACUAAGAUUUGGAAGAUGCGCAACAAUGGCAGUGCAGUUUGGCCUCGUGGGACACAACUUGUCUGGAUUGAGGGAGACAGAUUAAGUAAUGCCUUUUCUGUUGAGAUAGAGGUUCCUGAGAAUGGUGUGCCUGUGGGCCAGGAGCUCGACAUUGCAGUUGAUCUCACCGCACCUGCAUCUCCUGGUCGAUAUACUUCAAUCUGGAAAAUGGCUUCCCCAUCCCAUCAAAUGUUUGGGCAACGUAUCUGGGUUAUGAUCGAGGUUGAUAAACCAAAAGGCUUGAACCUGAAUCUGUCCCCCGAUACUGUUCUUGAAAUUAUAGAAGCAAAUGGUGAGCUUCUCCAGUCUGGUAACUCAAACACAACGACAGAACCUGUAAAACCAGUGGUUGAUGAGCUGCCUAAGGACCAUGAUCUGAACUUUCCAAUAAAUGAUACGUUACUGGUUGGCAAUGGCAUCUCUUCUUCAUCUGCAACACAAGAGGCAGUGUUAUAUCCCAUUAUUGACGUCUCUGACGUUGCUCUGGCAGCACCCACCCAGGCACCAUCCAAUGCCCCCGGAGCACCAAGCCAUGCACAAUCCGACACUCCUUCAGCACCCACCCUGGUGCCGUUCAAAGUUGUGGAUCUAAUGGCAUCAGCUCAAGGGGUCACUGUAAAGAACGCUGUUGAGGAGACCCUUCUUAAGGAACUUGAGGAGAUGGGUUUCAAGCAGGUUGAUCUGAACAAGGAAAUCUUGAGGAUGAACGAGUACAAUCUGGAGAAGUCUGUGGAUGAUCUCUGUGGUGUUUCGGAGUGGGAUCCAAUCCUAGAAGAGCUGCGGGAGAUGGGAUUUCGUGAUGAUGAAACGAACAAGAGGCUGCUAAUGAAGAACAAUGGAAGUAUCAAGCGUGUUGUGAUGGAUCUCAUGAGUGGGGAGAGGAGGGCUUAAAAAGCUCCAGUUGACUGCUAUUUCCCAUAUAAAUAAACUUGAAAUAAAUGUACCGAUCCAGUGGGGAUUGGAUGGCUUGCUUUUUCGUGAAAUCGUAGUGUGUGGGUUGCAGAAUCAGGAACAUUUAUGCCGUAAUGAAAUAUUUUGUAAAUAUAUAUAUGUAAUGCUUGGUCGUUUACUGGAUAUGUCAGGCACUUGGGAGGAGCCA